Molecule: messenger RNA, 910 nt
Organism: Taeniopygia guttata (zebra finch)
Lineage: Eukaryota; Metazoa; Chordata; Aves; Passeriformes; Estrildidae
Gene: CHMP6
Product: charged multivesicular body protein 6
Biological process (GO): late endosome to vacuole transport via multivesicular body sorting pathway; vesicle budding from membrane
Cellular component (GO): multivesicular body; ESCRT III complex
Source: RefSeq, a predicted model, not a curated record
CGGCCGCCGUCGGGGGCGGGCCGGGCCGGGCCGGGCAGGAGCGGCCAUGGGGAACCUGUUCGGGCGGAAACGGCGGAGCCGCGUCACGGAGCAGGACCGGGCCGUGCUGCAACUGAAGCAGCAGCGGGACAAGCUCCGGCAGUACCAGAAGCGGCUGAGCCUGGGGCUGGAGCGGGAGCGGGCGCUGGCCCGGCAGCUGCUCCGGGACGGCAAGAAAGAGAAAGCCAUGCUCCUGCUGAAGAAGAAACGGUACCAGGAGCAGCUGCUGGAUAAAACAGAGAACCAGAUCAGCAACCUGGAGCGGAUGGUGCAGGACAUUGAAUUCACCCAGAUUGAAAUGAAGGUCAUCGAGGGCCUGAAAAUAGGCAACGAGUGUCUGAACAAGAUGCACCAGGUUAUGUCCAUAGAAGAAGUGGAAAGGAUAAUAGGAGAAACCCAGGAUGCUGUGGAGUACCAGAGGCAAAUAGACGAGCUCCUGGCUGGCAGCCUGACUGAGGAGGAUGAAGAUGCCAUUCUAGAAGAAUUAAAUGCUAUUACUCAGGAACAGUUGGAGCUUCCAGAAGUUCCUUCGGAGCCGCUCCCGGAGAAGAUCCCAGAAGUGUCACCCAUCAAGAACAGGCCAAAGCCAGAGCUGGUGGCAGCAUCUUAAUUCCCAGUGCUGGGGUUUCCCCCACCAAACUUUCACCCUGGACAGUUUGCCCUCCCAGUGUGCUGGGAACAGGCAAUGCCUUGGCAGCAUCCCAGCUGUGCUGGGUGGAUUGUGGAGCAGGAUUCCCUGCACAGGGUGGGGAACCUCAGCUGAUUAUCGCUCUUGUAUCAAGAUUGUUUUCUAGUGCUUUCUUUUUUUGUAACUUAAAUUCCAAACUCACUCAGCUGCGCUGUCUCGGGAUUAAACAGCAACUCUAAAUCA